GGGGGGCGAAGCCGGGAGAAGGGAGGGUCGGGAAAUGCAGCAAGGACCUACCAAGGUGGUGGCGAGACUGCCGAGCGAAACAGAACUCGUUUCGAACUCGCAGUCACGUUUUAUCAGCGUCGCAACACGCUGCUGCCGACGAAGUCGAAGAGGAGAACGAGAGAGAUAAAUAAGAAGAAAAAAGAUAGGAGAGGAAGCUUCCUCGGGACGGUAGCUUUAAAAAGAUCUGAAAGACUUUGUAAAUCUCUUCGGGACUCCCAAAAUGUUAGAAGUGGGAAAGCUUCUUUUGCCGCUGAUGAUGCUGGCAACCUUGAGUCGGGCGCAGUUCCGAUGCCCGGAAACUAAAGGCUUCUUCCCUGAUCCGGAGCAGUGUGAUCUCUAUUACGCUUGUGUGGAUGGCCAGCCCGAGGAGAGAAUUUGCAAGGAUGGACUCGUUUUCAGGGACGACAACCCCAAGAAGGAGCUCUGCGACAUACCGGCAAACGUACCCUGCGGCGACCGUACGCUUUUGCAGGAACCGCAACCUAGCAAGGGCUGCCCGCGCGCGAACGGACUCUUCAGCCACGAAGAUCCGGCCGCGUGCGAUCGUUUCGUCAACUGCAUCGAUGGAGUAGUACAGGUGGUACCCUGCCCGCCCGGACUAGUAUAUGAGCCCAAGAUGUCAAGCUGCGUCUGGCCGGUAGACUCCAGUCGUCUAUGCGAAAAUCAGAAACGCGACGUCCUGGAUGACGGCUUCGUAUGCCCGGACGGCGACGUCGCCGGCCCGUCCGGCGCGAUCCUGCCGCAUCCUACGUACCCGCAUCCCGAAGAUUGCGCCAAGUUUUACAUUUGCAAGAACGGUGUAGUACCACAGAAGGGCCAAUGCGACCCCGGCACUGUGUAUAAUGAAGAAAGUUUCAGAUGUACGGAACCCGAAAACGUGCCGGGAUGCGAGAACUAUUACAAGAGUAAGAACUGAGUUAGAAAAUCGAGGAUGCCGCAGUUAAUCACAGCUACGUGUGUAAUGCUCAUCAUUUUACUCAUAGGAACAAUAAACGCAUGUGAUAUGCACGUUUAC
Molecule: messenger RNA, 1057 nt
Organism: Monomorium pharaonis (pharaoh ant)
Lineage: Eukaryota; Metazoa; Arthropoda; Insecta; Hymenoptera; Formicidae
Product: protein obstructor-E
Exons: 3
Coding region: 263-958 (231 amino acids)
Cellular component (GO): extracellular region
Molecular function (GO): chitin binding
Source: RefSeq, a predicted model, not a curated record